Molecule: messenger RNA, 1330 nt
Organism: Medicago truncatula (barrel medic)
Lineage: Eukaryota; Viridiplantae; Streptophyta; Magnoliopsida; Fabales; Fabaceae
Product: expansin-A6
Exons: 3
Coding region: 78-854 (258 amino acids)
Biological process (GO): plant-type cell wall organization
Cellular component (GO): extracellular region
Source: RefSeq, a predicted model, not a curated record
UCAUCCCCAAAUCAAACAACACAUCCCUCCUCUCUCUCUCUCUCUCUCUCUAACUAACCCUUUCUCUCUCUCUUGCAAUGGCUGGAAUUCUUCUCCUCACCAUUGCAUCAUUAGCAUCACUUUUUGCUGCAACAACUGCUAGAAUCCCUGGUGUUUAUAGUGGUGGCCCUUGGACAAGUGCUCAUGCUACUUUCUAUGGUGGUAGUGAUGCCUCUGGAACAAUGGGCGGUGCUUGUGGAUAUGGGAACCUAUACAGCCAAGGCUAUGGAGUAAACACAGCAGCACUAAGCACAGCACUAUUCAACAAUGGCUUAAGUUGUGGAGCAUGUUUUGAACUCAAGUGUGAUCAAGAUCCACGUUGGUGUAACCCUGGAAACCCAUCAAUCUUGAUCACUGCAACAAACUUUUGCCCUCCAAAUUUUGCUCAACCUAGUGACAAUGGUGGCUGGUGCAACCCACCUAGACCUCACUUUGAUCUUGCUAUGCCUAUGUUCCUUAAGAUCGCUCAAUAUCGUGCCGGAAUCGUCCCCGUCGCUUACCGCCGGGUACCAUGUAGAAAAGCAGGAGGCAUAAGAUUCACAAUCAACGGUUUCCGUUACUUCAACUUGGUUCUAGUCACCAACGUCGCGGGUGCAGGGGAUAUCAUCCGCGUGAGUGUUAAAGGAACCAACACCGCAUGGAUGCCAAUGAGUCGUAACUGGGGGCAAAACUGGCAAUCCAACGCAGUUUUUGUUGGUCAGGCUCUUUCUUUUAGGGUUACCGGCAGUGACCGUCGUACAUCAACAUCGAUGAACAUUGCACCACCUCAUUGGCAAUUUGGACAAACCUUCACCGGAAAAAAUUUCCGAGUCUAAAAAGAAGGAAAAUAAAAUUUAAACAAAAACCAUUACUUUCUAUUGUCCUAUUUUUGACUUGUUUGUUUAAGUUUCCCUCCUUCAAAUUUUCCUUUAUUUUCCCGGGAAAAAUUUGAAGUGGGUAUAUAGUAGUAGUAGGGUUUCAAAAAGAAAGUUAAAGUUGGGUAGUUUUAGGAAAAGUAAAGGUGAAAGUGAAAUGAAAGUAAGUUUAUUUUAUAUUAUUAGUUUAAUAUAUGAAUGGGAGGGGGGUGUUUGUAUUAAAUGUUAUAAAGUGUAAUGUGAUGGGUGAUGCUGGUAUAUUUAUUACCCAGCAUUGAAACCCAUUUCUUUAUGUUUUUUUUUUUUUUACUUAAAAGUGUGUAUAGGGUUGAAGAGGUUGCAAGGAUAAUGAACAUGUAACCCGCAGCUCUAGUUUUAUUAUUAUCAACUAAAGUUUGCUACCUUAUAAAUAAUGAUAUAAUAUAUUUAAGUUGUUA